Messenger RNA from Pogona vitticeps (central bearded dragon), 2005 nucleotides. It is a transcript of the gene SLC46A2, whose product is annotated as solute carrier family 46 member 2. Gene Ontology annotation, cellular component: membrane. Gene Ontology annotation, biological process: transmembrane transport. NCBI's taxonomy places the organism in Eukaryota, Metazoa, Chordata, Lepidosauria, Squamata, Agamidae. The record is from RefSeq and is a predicted model, not a curated record. Gene Ontology annotation, molecular function: transmembrane transporter activity.
AGGCACACAAAGGAAACCUGAAUGAGAGCAGGAGAGGAAGCAAACAGGAGAGAGCGCAGGGAAGGCAGCAAACACCUUGCCGGUUCAAGGAGGCAAAGCUGUGAAGAGAACAAUCUUUCCCACGGAAAGCCUGCUUUAAUGUAGCAAAGCCAGCUUUUCUUGUCAAAAAGAUCAGAAAUCCUUUCCCAGGCUUCUGGCUGCUUUCCCUGUGCUUGCCAACAAGAUUGGCAAACACUCUUGCCAGCUACGGUGGGUGUGAUGGACAUGAGGACAUGGAUCGAGCCUGUUGUCGGCGCAGCUCAACUGGCCAGUGCUUUCUAUGACACGGGGCUCCUUCUCGUGGUGAAGAACUACUACAACCAGACCUACGUGGCCAAUUCCAGCGAGGUUGUGCAGCAGAAAGCCAUCUCCAACUUUUACAUCAUCUACAAACUCGUGGACAGCCUGACCCCACUAGUUUCCGCUUAUGGCCUGGCUAAACUGGGAGAUCUGAAGAACAGGAAGAUCUCCAUCUGCGUGCCUCUGGCUGGCUACUUACUGUCCCGGAUCCUGCUGCUCCUUUUGAUUCUCCUGGGGUGGCCGAUCGAGGUGAUGUAUGGGGCUGCCGUCGUGCAUGGUCUGACAGGAGGUUUCACCACUUACUGGGCCAGCGUCAUGGCCCUGGGCUCCCAGGCCUCCUCUGAUAGCAGGAGAUCAUUGCGCCUCAUCCUUAUCGAGUUCAUCUACGGUCUAGCUGGCUUCGUGGGGAGCAUUGCAUCCGGGCACCUCUUUGUCAGCUUCCAUCUUACUUACCGGCAUGGCACCAUUUUGGUUUCUUUGAGUGUAGCUUUAUAUGCUUUCUGUCUUGCCUACAGCUUGCUUGUCCUCAAAGUGCCGAAACCUGGCAGUUCUUACCUGGCUGAUUCUACCACAGAUGUGGACCACCCCGACAAGCUGGCUGCUGACGAUGCAGAGCCCGUCUUGCAUGAAGCCAGACAGCAUCCCCCAGUGGUAUCUUUCAAGCUUAUUGUCAUGAUGUUUGUGGGGGCUAUCAUCUAUGACAUAACCGUCACAGGAGCCAUGGAUGUAUUGCCUCUCUUUUUGAUCAAGAAACCACUGAGCUGGGGUCCAGAAUAUAUUGGUUAUGCCAAUGCCGCUGGCUACAUGAUAUUUAUCACCAGCUUCCUAGGAGUCUUUUUGUUCUCCAGAUUUUUAAGAGACACCACUAUGAUCAUGAUCGGGAUUGUAUCAUUCUCAGCUGGCAUCCUUAUCAUGGCCUUUGUGCAACAGACAUAUCUGUUUUACAUUGCUCGUGCAGUGAUGCUCUUUGCUCUCAUUCCCUUGCCGACCAUCAGAUCUUUGUUAUCCAAACACGUGGAAGGAUCAUCCUAUGGCAAGGUGUUUGUUCUGCUGCAGCUGUCGCUGGUGAUUGCAGGUGCUGUGACCUCAACAGUCUAUAAUAAGAUCUACCAAAAAACACUGGACUGGUUCAGCGGCUUCUGCUUCCUAUUGUCCUGCGGCAUUGGCUGCCUAAGUCUCAUCCCUAUCAGUAUUGUCGCAUGCAAGCAGCAGGCAUCCGCUGGUUCACUGGAAAUUUUAAUGGACUGAGAAGCGAAAGAGAGGGCACCUGUUUCAGAAGCAGAGAUUCGGCAACAUCGUGGGACCAUUUCUGGCACUGAGCAGUCUGGCAGACACGAACUGUGAGGAGCUGAGAGGCCCGCUAUUAUCUCAUGUGCCUAGGAUGAUACAGCCAAGGGUAUCAAGAACCAGCAAAGAAAUCAGUAUUUCCAGAAAGGAAUUAGCACAGUCCCUGCUUUUUCGGUGGGCCAGAGUUGCUGCUGGAGUCUCUUUAGGCAGAUCAGGUUCCAGAGCUUUGAGUGCAGCUUUUUAAAAGCAGCACAUUUCAUGAUCCUUUUAAAAAGAAAGUGCCUUAGAAUUAAGUGCUACUAAUGGAGGCUCCAGUACUUUGGCCACCUCAUGAGAAGAGAAGACUCUGUGGUAAAGACCUUGAUGUUGGGAAAGUGUG